Nicotiana attenuata is the source of this 1605-nucleotide messenger RNA. RefSeq names its product ELMO domain-containing protein A. NCBI's taxonomy places the organism in Eukaryota, Viridiplantae, Streptophyta, Magnoliopsida, Solanales, Solanaceae. The transcript is spliced from 10 exons. The coding region runs from base 237 to 1103 and encodes 288 amino acids. The record is from RefSeq and is a predicted model, not a curated record.
UUAAACAAAAGUUCCCUUUAAUUGCGGUGUUAAUCUCCAACUUUCCUUAUUGGGAUUCCAGGAUUUUGGAGGGUAGAAGUAAGAGUGAGGAUAAAAAUGAUGAUAGUUUGAAUUUUAAGAAAGCAUGGGUUGAAGUAAUCAUUUGAACAACUGUUUAUUAUACUAUUCUGUUUUACCCUUUUGGUUUCUGUUUGAAACAUUCGGCAACUUUCAUCCUCCCAACAUUUUUCUUCCUAAUGAGAUUAAGGCGUAGUCAAUGCAUUCUUUCUUGUGCCUCCUCCCAUCAUAAAGCUGAUGAAGAUGAAAGUAAUUGGCAAAGAAGGAAGCUUGAUGAAGAGCCAGCAUGGUCGCAUAAUUCUCCUCACGUAAUCUCUCAGUUAGCUCAGUGCUUUUCUAAUGCUAUGGUUGGACCACGAGCAUGGAUAGGAGGAAUCUUCAACCGCUCAGGCAAUAGACGGUUUGGAAGCGAUAAAUAUCUUGACUACCCUUUAACUCCUCUUCAGGAAGAAAGAUUACGUGCGCUUCAAGAACGGCUAGGAGUACCUUUUGAUGAAACACGCCUAGAUCAUCAAGAAGCUCUUCAAGCUUUAUGGAAUGCAGCAUUUCCAAAUGUGAAGCUAAAAAGUUUGAUCUCCGAGCAAUGGAAGGAUAUGGGCUGGCAAGGAGCAAAUCCAUCGACUGACUUCAGGGGUUGUGGAUUUAUUUCACUCGAGAAUUUGCUGUUUUUUGCAACAAGAUAUCCGGCUUGUUUUCAUAGGUUGCUUUUCAAGCGAAGUGGAUCUAGGGCAACGUGGGAGUAUCCAUUUGCAGUCGCUGGGAUUAACGUUACAUUCAUGUUGAUUCAGAUGCUUGACUUAUACUCAGAAAAGCCAAAGUGUCUACCGGGAAUUAAUUUCGUUAAGUUAUUAGGAGAGGAUGACGAGGCAUUUGAUGUUCUAUACUGUAUAGCAUUCGCGAUGAUGGACGCACAGUGGCUGGCUAUGUGUGCUUCAUAUAUGGAGUUUAAGGAUGUUUUGCAAGCGACGAGGACGCAAUUAGAGAGAGAAUUAUCAUUAGAAGAUAUACAAAGAAUAGAAGAUCUGCCAGCAUACAACCUGAUAUAGCACAUACACUUCUUAUUCCCCUCUGUAAUACCUGAUAUAGCUCACUCAUUCUGCAGUUUGGUUAAUUAAAGACAGACAAAAAAAAAAAAAAAGCAGUCCGGUGCACUAAGUUCCCGCUAAGUGCGGGGUCCGGGGAAGGGCCGGAUCACAAGGGUCUAUUGUACGCUGCCUUAUCCUGCAUUUCUGCAAGAGGUUGUUUCCACAAGAGACAGAAUGUGAUAAAUGAUUGAGAUACAUCCAAUAGCUAAACCUGAAAUUUUCUGUACAAAAAGGUGGUAGUUUACGCAACGCAAAGAUUACUGAAUAGGUUUCCAAUGUUUUCUAGGAUCUAUUUAGUCGUGUCAGUAGAAAAUAUAGAGAACUUCUAGAGCUUUUUACUUUAAUUUUUGUUUAAUUUUGUAUGAUAUCGGAUUGAGAAGAGCUUAAAUGGACAUGAAAGAUUCAUAUUUCCCAUACAGCGUGCUUGGGAUUUGUUGAUGUGUAGUUGUUGAACGUUACUGAA